Messenger RNA from Eurypyga helias (sunbittern), 2407 nucleotides. RefSeq names its product epidermal growth factor receptor substrate 15-like. The annotation marks the transcript as partial. The transcript is spliced from 5 exons. Lineage: Eukaryota; Metazoa; Chordata; Aves; Eurypygiformes; Eurypygidae. The record is from RefSeq and is a predicted model, not a curated record.
ACAGAGAUAUCGAAGAAGAAUGACCCUUUUGCUCCUGGUGGAACAACCGUUACUACAUCAAAUGAUCUCGCGACGGACCCCUUUACCUCUCUGUUUGGAAAUGAAUCCUUUGGAAGUGGCUUUGCUGACUUCAGCAUGCUGUCAAAGGCCAACAACGAGGAUCCCUUCAGCUCUUCCACAUCAGGUUCUGUCAACAACGUGAUCAUAACUAAGAACUUAUUUGAGGAACCACCAGCUAAAAAUGAGGAUGUUCCUCCUGCGUUGCCCCCUAAAACAGGAACACCCACAAGGCCCUGCCCACCACCACCUGGGAAAAGACCUAUCAAUCAAAUAGACUCUUCAGAUUCCUUUAAACCGAGCGAUCCAUUUCAGCCCUUCCCCACCCCAGACAUUCCCAAAGAACGAGAAGCAGAUCUAUUCUGUGAUCCAUUUGCUCCCACCAGCAUCAGUAAAGAGGCUGACCCCAACAAUUUUGCAAACUUCAGUACUUAUUCUACUGAGGAAGACAUGAUUGAAUGGGCUAAGAGGGAAAGUGAAAGAGAAGAGAAGGAAAGAUUGGCAAGACUAAACCAGCAAGAGCAAGAAGACUUGGAACUGGCUAUUGCACUCAGUAAAUCUGAAAUAUCAGAGGCAUGAAGUUUAGAAUAAGAUUUUUGUCUUAUGUCAACUGUUUGUCCCUUUUCCUGAAUACCUAACCUAUUUAAAUGUUAAUCAGAAAAUACAUAUAUACAAGAAACUAUGAAAGGUUUUAAGUUUUUGAAAGUUGGUGUGAAUGUUUCUGCUAAAUUCAACCCUUUUGGUUAUGGUUUGAAUAACUAUCAAGUUUAGCAUUCAAUUUCUCUCAUGUUUUCAGGUGAAUAAAGUACUUUUCCCAGCUGUAAGCAAAUGCAGAAAAAAAAUGCAGAUAGCGAGAUUGUCGUUUGACUGUAAUCUGCCAGCAGUUGGUAACUGAGCAUAAAGUGAACAUAGCAAUUAUUCUGCCAUGGCUGACUGUCUCCCAUCAAGCAGUUAGUCAUUUGAAACCUUUUAUCCUUCUAAAGCAAUCUUAGUAAUGCCAGAGUUGUGGAGUGCUUUAUUUUAUAUGUAAGCAGGUAGAUUGUUGUCUUCAUUGGAGAUUCUGCUUGUGGAUUUGAAAUAACAAUCUUCAUGGAGUCCAAGUCAGAAAGAGUUUGUCUUUCUGAAACUUUUAAUGUUUUUUGCAUGGUCAUAGGUUUUAAGACGGACCUGUUGUUUUGUUUUAUAAAGCAGUUAAGUUGGAAGAUUCGUGUGCGUUUGCUGUUGGCCAAGAUGACUGUCAAAUUAUGAGACCCCACAGCUAUUCCAGCCACGUUUGCCUGUGAAAUAUGCAGCUGAACUGGCAAGUUAAUAAGUUUGAUUUGAAAUAGGAUUGAGAAUAGAAAGAAAAAACCAGGUAGUCUGAUGUUUAUUUUUGUUUAACCACAGUUGUUUUCUGUAUAUGUAAUUUAUUGAAUGCCAACUGAUAGUUGCACCUUAAACGGAAUGAUUUCUUUAUGGUCACUGAGUCAAAGUAGGAUGGAUAGAAUGUUAAUGAAAAUAACUUAUUGUUCAUCUUGAAAGGACUCUGUUCUGGAGAGUAAGUUUCAUUUAAAUAAUUCCAGAAAGAAUAAUCUUUACCCUGUCUAAGAAAAUUGGAUGGCAGCAGCAUAAACUUCAAGAGAUUGGGUUUUUUUCUUGCACUUUUAACCUGUGGGAUUUCUAUUGAGGAAAUUGAAGUGUUUUCAACACACAGCACUGGGAAGGGAAAGGGGGAGAACUCAGCCAGGCUUCAGUAUAUUUAAGCUCUUCCCAUUACCUGUCAAUGCUGCUGUUGCACGAGUUUGAGGGCAGUUUUCAAUUUUUCAGGAAAAAUGUGUAACCUGACUGGGAUGUUUUUUCUUUUGCACUGGGAAUUGAGCAUUUAAACACCUGCUCAAAAAAAAAAAACAAACCAACACCCACACCUUAAAAUUUUGCAAGUAUUAAAUAGUUAUAACUUGUCUAUACAUCUUUGUAAUGAGUGUACACUAAUCUUGCAAGUCAUAUGCUUAACUGGAUUACAUAGUUUCUUAUCUUUUGUUAAAAAUGUGUACUCAGUGGACCAACACAAUAUUAUAUGUAUAUAUUAUAUAUAUAUUCCUGCUUUCCUUUAUGGAAUUUAAAGUUUUGAGUCAUUUGAUGUUACAUUUCAUGUUACUGACUCUGACUAUAGUACUUUUACUCAGACUACCAACAAACCACUGCUGUGAGCUAAAUGGCAUUACUUUAUGAAGUUUUAACUUUUUUUAAAAAAAAAACAACAAACCUUGUUCAGGUGGGAUUAGCCUCUAUUUAUAGACUUCCCUUUUGUUUAAAAAUUCUAACAAUAGCCUGUAAUUAUGAAGAAAUAAAGUUUAAGUACAUAAGUGUG